Trypanosoma grayi is the source of this 1482-nucleotide messenger RNA. RefSeq lists its product as hypothetical. The transcript has a single exon. The record is from RefSeq and is a predicted model, not a curated record. Lineage: Eukaryota; Euglenozoa; Kinetoplastea; Trypanosomatida; Trypanosomatidae. Bases 1 to 1482 code for a protein of 493 amino acids.
AUGAGUCAGCUGAGUGAUAUUCUUAACACGGCUCAAAUUACGAAAUACUAUGAGUUACUUCAGUUUAUUUCGUCGCACGCAAACGUCGAGUAUACUCUCGCUCAGCUUGACUACUUAAUACCACGCGGAGCAUCGCUACAGCGCUUUCCUGAAGCAUGGGUUGAAUACAUGAAGAUGGGACUCUGCAGCAACCAGAGUAUUGAGGUGUACUACCGUUCAGCUGAUUGCCUCGCCUUGGCUUCUAGUGGAGAAAGCAGCGGAGGUGAAAGGACCAAGGAGCACCUUGUUCUUAUUUGCCGACGACCGGAGAUACACAGAUUGAAAGAGCUCUCAGCAUUGCUACAGUCGUGUUCCACCUUGCCUGACACGGAAGGUUGUAUAGCUCUUCACACGGAUCAAGUCAUUCUGCAUGAGAGACUUCUGAAAGAGUCGCAGAGGCAAGGAUUGCUGUAUUAUUUUCCGGAUAACUAUGCCAAAAUACGUGAUCAUCGGGGAGCAAAAGUGAAACGUGGAGUUUCCAGCAGCGGUGAGGCGAUGAACGUUUUUCUCCGCGAUGAGGAAGCCGAGUCUCUUCUUGGCGGCGAAGGCCCAACAGGUCGACUGGAGCUGCCUGUUGGUGUAACUGCCCAAUUCAUGCUCUAUACACGACGUGGGGUGCCUGUGAGAGGGAAGAAUGACUUUCCCAUUCGCCUGAACACAGGUGAGCGUGUAAUGGUGAUCUUUGACAAGACUGCUGUUUCAGGUCAGGACACCUCUCCGUCGGAAAGACCUCCAGUCGUGAGAGUAUCGUUGGGCCAACCCUCCGGCAGUAGUGGUGGAGUUCUGCCGCUUGAGGUGCGAGUAAAGGCAUCGGCGGGUUCGGGAGGCAAUAGGCGUAGCUUCAUGGAUAUUCGAGCGCAUACAAGAGGUAAAGUGACUCUGUCUCUCUUUGUGGAUGAUAGAGAAACCAUUCUUCCUGUAGAGGUUCUGGAUGAGAUCGGGGCAAUGCCUGGAGUGAUGAUUGGACGAGAGACGUACCCAACAGUCCCCCUGCCGGAUGCCAUUCGCAUAAGCGACCCCGCGCUGUGGAGCAGCGCGGUCGGCGAAGAAGAAACAAAUGGUGUGAGACAAGAGGGAAAUGCGAGUAAUAUCAUAGUGAAUAGUGACAGUGGUGGUGGAAAUGGCAGCAACAAUGGUAGGCAAGCACGUCGGGCGCUUUCUUGGUGGCUGAACCCAUCCCCUUCUAUUCUUCAGGUGCGUGAUAUUACUCUGCCUGACAGCGAAACUAUGACGGCCGCGUCACAAGCUAUUUGGAUUCCCCACCAAGCCGAUGAAACUGCCAUGAAAGCUGUACGAAAUGCACUGCGAGACCAGCAUGCAGCAGAGGCCACACGACGGAGUCGUCGGAAACGCAACCGAAAUCGUGACCUGCGAAAUUGCCACAUGGUCCAUUUUGGAUUUGAUGCGUCCGUGGCGUUUGGUGGCGAACCGCAGGACCGCUGA